AGUAAUAUAAAGCACAGCAUUUCGUUGCCUCUAUUUUUCGAACAUUUUCACGGUAACUAUGCAGUCCUACGUUUUAUCAGUAGCCAUUUUCUUUUUAUUUCCAAUAAUAUCCGAAACUUCAAAAGGAUUUCGUCAAAAAUCGCGCAUUCCCAGAUCUCGAGACAUCAGAAAGUUUCUUAAUACAUCGGAGCCAAUAUGGACCUAUAAUUCAACGCUGGAAGAAACGCUGCGCUGUCAGGUGGACGUUAUGUCCAAAUGCAGCCUAUAUUCAAUUCAGUACAAAAGGUCCUACGAUAUUAACAAGCAAGUACGAACAGAGCACCUAGAGGGAUGGUUCCUAAAGCACCGAAGAGAUGAGAUGUUUGUUGCCGUACUAGGGAAUGUGCCAGUUAUCGCAGAAAAACUUGUCUACGCGAGUGUCGAUGCAAGUUGUGGUGUCUUCAAGGUGACGCUGCCAUUCCCUGGUGAAGAGCCUUGGCACGAUCUGAGAGUAAAAAAUUCUUCUAUUGUGACUGGACCAAGGCAGGAUUGUUCAUGUAUUUCAAAGAUGCCCUAAAUAAAGGAACAAAGACUAAACCACUCAAAAAAGGCGGGAAUAUGAAGGCUACGGGAAACCCAAUUUAUGAUCCUCAGUGCCAACGUAUACUUCGGCCGAUUUUAGGCCUUCGGCCUCCCUCUGUGAAAGAUGAGCACUUGUGAUGAGAUGAGCAUUGUCUCUUUCGAAUACCUGCGAGAAACAUCAGCAAUAAAAUUGUUUCUUUGUUAGUGU
This is a messenger RNA of Rhipicephalus microplus (southern cattle tick), 769 nucleotides long. RefSeq lists its product as uncharacterized. The record is from RefSeq and is a predicted model, not a curated record. Lineage: Eukaryota; Metazoa; Arthropoda; Arachnida; Ixodida; Ixodidae.